CAAAGGCUCAAUCGACAUCCUGUAGUGGUCUGCGGUUGAACAACUGACUCGUGACAUCAGUUUUACAUUGUAUCGUUGCUCCAUUGCAUGCCUUGUUUUAUCGUCGGAUCUGUGUUACACUGCUCAGAUAUACAGUUACAUGUACAAGAGCCUGAUUUAGCAGCAUUUGAUUUGAGUUGAGGAGUGAUACGGAAAUCGUCUGUGGGAUGCGUGGAUAGAAUCUUCCAUCGCGGCGCAGUUCGAGAAUUUUGCAUCGUUCAGUGUGGCCGAAUUUCAGUUUGUUUACACUCUCUACAUAAGUUACAUGCGCGAUCGACCGAGGUUUAUCGCAUCCUUGAUGACAAAGUGACGGCUUAGCCGCGCAGAGCGGGGAAAAUUUCAGCUUUUACCAUAAUGUGUGGCCAGUCGGGAUUGAAUUGACCUCAAAGUAUGGCUAAACAAUGACUUUAUCGUUCACCCAGGUGGAACAGUGGCUCGAUGACCAUCCAGAACAUGCUGAGGAAUAUUUUGUGCGUAAGGGAACCGCGCGAAUGGUUCAACUAUGGAAUGAAGCGAGAGAAGAGUGUGCCGAUCUCUUCGACACAAAUGUUGAGCUUAUUGAGAACUGCAGUAGAAGAAAAAUCGGAGAGAAGAAUUUUCGUUUCAACGAUACAGUGGAUAUUAUAAAUGCGAGCGAGGAAGGGGAAAGUGAAGCUGGUCAACCAACAUCUCGGUCAUCACCUUUAACGCGCAGGUACUCCGAACCUCAGCGUCAGGGGAAUCCGAAGCGGCAACUUGGUUUGGGUUAUGGAGGCAAAUUGUUUUUUACAAAACCAGUAUCUUCCAGUGUUGUUGAUUCUCUAGAUCUGAGUACUUGUGAAAUUCGGGAGGAAAAAACGAAACGAGUGAGAAGUCCCCCUUCACGACAGCUUCGGAAAACGAAGUCGCUGCCGAAUUGUGGACAACAGCAUGUAUUGGGGGCACUAAUUGAGUCAAAAAUUCGUCUACCAUCUCCAAUCGGCCUGAACGCUGAGACAAAGCUAGAUUUGAAGAAUAACAAUGAACGGCAAUUCUUCUUCGAGAUUGUACGGGACAUAGCGAACGAUCUGGACCUGACGACUCUGAGUUAUAAAAUAUUAGUCAAUGUUGGGAUUCUAACAAACGCUGAUCGGUGUUCAUUGUUUCUUGUGGAGGGACCAAAAGGUAAACAGUCACUGGUUUCAAAGGUUUUUGAUGUGCAAGUUGGAGGGCCGAACUCGACAUCUAUUAAGGAUUUCAUAGACCAGCAGAAGGAAAUUCGAGUGCCUUGGGGCAAAGGACUGGUGGGGUACGCGGCAGAAACUGGAGAAACAGUUAACAUCCCCGAUGCAUAUGCGGAUCCACGCUUCAACAAGGAGGUUGAUCGCCAGACAGGCUACCAUACCAAGAGCUUGUUUUGUAAGCCAGUAAAGAACAAUGAAGGAGAGGUGGUGGGUGUCGCUCAGAUAAUCAACAAAAUGCCUGGACCUGUACCAUUUACGCAAGAAGAUGAAGAGGUCUGUGAAAUGUAUCUGACAUUUUGUGGAAUUGGUAUUACCAAUGCAAAGCUGUUUGAGCUAUCUGUAAAGGAAUUCAACAGAAAUAGGGCAUUGCUAGAGCUAGUUCAUGACAUCUUUGAAGAUCAGACCUCACUGGACAAGGUAGUGCAUAAAAUUAUGAGGCGUGCUUUGUCAAUGCUAAAAUGUGAACGAUGCUCGGUUCUCCUGUUGGUGCACCCAGUCCUUGGCAACAGUCUGGCAGAGGAAAGAUCACAGGAUUUACGAAUAACUAAAGUAUUCAAUCUCCGAGUGUCAGGAGGUCGCAACAGUAAUAGCACAAUUUAUAGCGAAGGAAGAGAUGAUGGGUCUUUUAGUACUAGAAUAGCCAAACUUGUCGCAUCCACUGGAAAGACUCUUAAUGUGCCUGAUGCUGCACAAGACCAGAGGUUGAAGAGAAUUAUUGCAAUGAGCUCGGACAAUGGUGUUGAUGCUCGUCGGCCGAUAUUGUGCAUGCCAAUCAGAAACAACAAGUUUGAAAUUAUUGGCGUUGCUCAGUUAAUCAGCAAACUGAACAACAAACCAUUUGAUGAGAGCGAUGAAACCUUAUUUGAGGCAUUCGCCAUUUUUUGUGGACUUGGGAUUCACAACACCAUGAUUUAUGACCAAAUGGCAAAGGCAAAAGCAAAGCAGCAAGUAGCAAUUGAGGUUCUUUCUUACCAUGCUGCUGCGAAGAGAGGUGAAAUUGAGAGAUUGAAGAACACACCAGUGUCUAAAGCUGAGGAAUUCAAGGUGGACAGUUUUCAGUUUGAUGACUUUUCGCUGGAGCCUGAUCAGAUGCUUCAAGCCUCACUUAGGAUGUUCAUUGAUUGUGGCUUCAUUGACGAAUUUCACAUAGACUAUGAGAUUUUAUGUAGGUGGUUGUUAACGGUUCGGAAGAAUUACAGAAAUGUGAUUUACCACAACUGGAGACACGCCUUUAAUGUAGCUCAGUCAAUGUUUUGUAUGCUCACGACUGGAGGAAUGAAUAAAUUUAUGAGCAAUCUGGAAUGUCUUGGAUUGAUUGUUGGGUGUCUGUGUCAUGACUUGGACCACAGAGGGACCAACAACGCCUUUCAGACUAAAACUGACUCGCCGUUAGCCAAGCUUUACACUACAUCUACUUUAGAGCAUCAUCAUUUCAACCAUGCUGUGAUUAUUCUUAGCACAGAGGGUCAUAACAUUUUCCAGAAACUAAACGCAGACGAAUACAGACAAGUUAUAAGUUAUAUAAAACACUCGAUCCUGUCGACGGAUUUAGCCGUCAACUUCAGGCAGCGGUCAAUCCUCUUUCCUCUGGUUGAAAGAGGAGAACUGGAUCCCAAAAUUCCAGAUCACCGAGACAUGCUUAAGGCAAUGAUGAUGACUGCUUGUGAUCUCAAUGGCACCACAAAGCCAUGGGAAAUACAGAAAGAGGUUGUCCACCUUGUGACAAGCGAGUUCUUUCAACAAGGGGAUCUGGAGCGAAACACGCUAAAGAUGGAACCCUCAGCCCUCAUGGACAGGCAGAAGGUCGAUGAACUACCCGCACUCCAAGUACAGUUUUUCGAAACGACAGGAAUUCCGGUCUUCAAGUGCUUGGCUACGUUCAACCCAAAUAUUCGACCUCUCCUUGAUGGCGCAGAAUCCAACAAGAACCGCUGGUGUGAGUUGGAGAAAGAACGGCAGGCGCGCCAAAAGGAGGAAGAGAACAAACACCAACCAAUCACGUGACACUGCUGCGUACUUGCAUCUUCUAUCCAUCGUAUUCGUUACUGUGCCGGUGAAUGGUCGGAAUCAAUCGGAACGCAAUCGGAAUUCAAUCGGCUCAUCUUUUAAAGCGGUCAAUUGCUUCAAGGUGUAGUGGGGAAUUCGCCACUGAUUGGUCCAGUGGCCUCCGGCAGCCAUGUUUUCUUUUGCAAGAUGUCUGAUUUUAAGUCCCAUCUCGAUAUUAUGUCGCUUCGAAGACUUGAUAACCACAAUAAAUUACUAUUCUUAUUA
Molecule: messenger RNA, 3512 nt
Organism: Stylophora pistillata
Lineage: Eukaryota; Metazoa; Cnidaria; Anthozoa; Scleractinia; Pocilloporidae
Product: dual 3',5'-cyclic-AMP and -GMP phosphodiesterase 11A
Biological process (GO): signal transduction
Molecular function (GO): 3',5'-cyclic-nucleotide phosphodiesterase activity; protein binding
Source: RefSeq, a predicted model, not a curated record